AUAAAGUCUCUUCUCUGAAGAAACGGAUUUACUUUUUACUUCUUCUUCCUCACAAAAACUGUCCUCUUCAAUGGAUACAACUCGUGUAGAUCUCUUCUUCAUCAUCAUCGCUCUCUUCUCCUCAACUCUCACUUCCUCCCUCCCAGACCCCUCCUUCUACGACUACCUCCGAGAAAGCAACCUCCCCGCGGGAAUCGUCCCCAAAGGAGUCACAAACUUCUCAAUCGACAUCAAAACGGGGCGUUUCACAGUCGCUCUCCCCGUCCCCUGCGACGCGAAAUUCGAGAACCAGUUCCACUUCGACUACAACAUCUCAGGCGUGCUCUCCGAUGGGAGGAUCGGGAACUUAUCCGGUGUGACGCAGAAGGAGCUUUUCCUUUGGUUUGCUGUCAAAGGGAUACACGUGGAUCCCGUGAGCUCCGGGUUGAUCCACUUCGAUGUCGGUGUCGCUGAUAAGCAGCUUUCUCUGUCUUUGUUCGAGUCGCCUCGUGAUUGUACUGCCGCGGAGGUUGAGCAUCGUUCCGUUGAUCUUUUUAAGCCACGUGGUGAUCUAAAGAAGCAAUCUUCUGGAGAUAUACAAUCGAUAUUUGGACCACCAAGGAAUCGCUGGACAGUAUCAUCAUCUUAGGUUUCUUUUGGAAAGAGCUGCAAAUUUUACUGAUGAUGUCUAUGGGUAUGGUGUGUCUUUGUAAAAAGUCUGGCUUGUAGUUUUUUUUUUUUUUGUGGUAUACUAUAUCAGUUAGUAUCAACAGUAUAAGCCUUCAGGGACUGGGUAGACGGAUUUAGAGGGUUUGAGUACUUUUUUUGGUUUGUAAUAGAUUAGGAUGUUUAAGACAUAUUGUAUACAUAUAUGCUGCGUGUGGAUUUUUUUCAGACACUGGUGUGUUCUGUUGUUAUCACUCUUUUUGUUUCGUGGAUUUACGUUUAAGGAAGUUUAUGAUGCAUGAAUCGUUUUG
Messenger RNA from Eruca vesicaria subsp. sativa (arugula), 956 nucleotides. The record is from the annotation of a GenBank genome assembly. NCBI's taxonomy places the organism in Eukaryota, Viridiplantae, Streptophyta, Magnoliopsida, Brassicales, Brassicaceae.